Parascedosporium putredinis is the source of this 1875-nucleotide messenger RNA. The record is from the annotation of a GenBank genome assembly. NCBI's taxonomy places the organism in Eukaryota, Fungi, Ascomycota, Sordariomycetes, Microascales, Microascaceae.
AUGUCUCUGAGCGACAGCGAAAUCUUCCAGCUACGGGCGGCCCUGCAGGAUGCCGUGGUUAAAUGCUCGGAGCGGUGCCUCUACCAAUCCGCAAAGUGGGCCGCCGAGCUUCUCAACUCUAUCCACGAGCCCGAGAUCCAAGCUUCCUCACAGGACACCAUCACAGCCGGGCCCCCACCCGCCGCCUUCUCUCCCUCAAACCCGGACCCCGAGGAGGCGCGCCUCGAGGCGCAAGAGUUCACCAAGUACCUUCUCGCCAAGUCCCUCUUCGACUGCCGCGAGUACGACCGAUGCGCCGCCGUCUUCCUCCCCGAGUCGAUGCUGUCGGGCGUUGUCGAAUCUAGGACCGCCGAACCGCUGACGGGCACGCCCAAGGGCAAAGGGAAAUCGAGGGCGAGCACGGGCGCGGCCGAGCCCGCGUCUGGUGGUGCGACUGCUGCGCCCGCUACGGCGCUGCCCAAGAUUAGCCAAAAGAGUCUGUUCCUGGCCCUCUACGCCAAAGUGAUAUCAGGGGAGAAGAGGAAAGACGAGGACGCCGAGAUGGUCAUGGGCCCGCACGACGCUGGGUCGGUGGGGAAUAAGCAGCUGGUUCUCGUGAGCAGGUACCUCAAUGCGUGGUUCGACGAGAGGUAUGGCAUGGUUUUGGCCAAAGAAAAGAACAAUGACAGGGCGAUAGAGUACUUGGUGCGAAGCGUUCACCUAUUCCCCAUGAACUGGGGCUGCUGGCUAGAGAUGGCUUCCCUCAUCUCUCGAGUGGAAGACCUCAACCGCAUCGCCAAGCACCUUCCGCACAACAUCGUCUCCUUCAUGUUCCACCUCCACACCUCCCUCGAACUCUUCCAACAGGGACCCUCGCUCGCCAACUCCCUCGACCAGCUCCUUGACAUAUUCCCCACCUCGUCCUUCCUCCUCACCUGCAACGCCCUCCUCUCCUACCACGCCAAGGACUUUGUCGCCGCCGAGCAGCACUUUAGCCGCCUCCUCGCCCACCACCCGUACCGCCUCGACUCCCUCGACCACUACUCCAAUAUCCUGUACGUGAUGAACAUGCGGCCCAAGCUCGCCUUCCUCGCCCACUUAUGCUCCAACGUCGACAAGUUCCGCCCCGAGUCGUGCGUCGUCGUCGGCAACUACUACAGCUUGCUGUCCAUGCACGAAAAGGCGGUGCAGUACUUUCGCCGCGCCCUCACCCUCGACCGCACCUGCCUGUCCGCCUGGACCCUCAUGGGCCACGAGUACGUCGAGCUCAAAAACACCCACGCCGCCAUCGAGUCGUACCGGCGCGCCGUCGACGUCAACCGCCGGGACUAUCGGGCCUGGUACGGCCUCGGCCAAACGUACGAGAUGCUCGAGAUGCACACUUACGCCCUGUGGUACUACAAAAAGGCCGCCGGCCUCCGGCCCUGGGACGGCAAGAUGUGGCUCGCCGUCGGCUCCUGCCUCGAGAAGAUGGACCGCGACCGCGACGGCAUCAAGGCCCUCAAGCGCGCCUUGCUCGCCGACGCCUACUACGACGCUGGGAGCAGCAGCUUCGGCGGGGCGGCGGCGACGAUCGCCAACAUGUACAAUCGCCUGGGCGAGCUGGACGAGGCCAAAUCGUACAUGGAGCUCUGCCUGGCCCAGGAAGACGGGGUAGCCGGCGGCGGCGCCGAUGCGGAAGGCGGCCGUUUCAACGAGUCUAUUAACAUUCACAACGACUCGCCCCCGCGUCCGACGACGGCCCGGAUGUGGCUCGCGCGGUACGCGCUCGAAACGGAGGACUACACGGCGGCUAGUCGGUUGGCGACGGAACUAUGCGAGGACGGCGUCGAGGUGGAAGAGGCCAAGGCGCUGUUGAGGGAAGCGAGGGCGAGGAUGGAUGUGGACGACGCGUGA